This is a messenger RNA of Hermetia illucens (black soldier fly), 1758 nucleotides long. RefSeq names its product UPF0430 protein CG31712 (gene Arglu1). The record is from RefSeq and is a predicted model, not a curated record. Gene Ontology annotation, molecular function: cadherin binding. NCBI's taxonomy places the organism in Eukaryota, Metazoa, Arthropoda, Insecta, Diptera, Stratiomyidae. The coding region runs from base 226 to 1005 and encodes 259 amino acids. The transcript is spliced from 5 exons. Gene Ontology annotation, cellular component: mitochondrion; nucleoplasm.
UUGACAGCGCAGCCAUCAUUAUUUUUCCGUACGUGGUUAUCUACUUCAUGUCGACGGAAUUAGACUUGAAUUUGCGGUGGUUUUAUAGCUAGAACUAACGUAGUGAAUCUUGCAAGGGGCGCGUUACCCAAAGAAUCUAAUGAGCUUCCCGCGAAGUGUUGUAAUAGUGUUCUUGUAGCGGCCAACUGAAGGGCGGAAGCCUAAAACCAAGCAAACGACGAGAAGAUGGGAAAAUCAAGAUCUCGCAGUCGAAGUCCCGUGAAAAGACAUCAUCACCAUCAUAAAAGCAAGCAUAAGCGGAAAAGCAAAUCGCAUGACCGCUCGGAAAGUCGCUCACAUUCUCAUAGCAAACAUCGUGAACGCGAUAGAAGUCGCGAACACAGUUCCAAAUCCAGGAGGAGAUCGAACUCAGUGUCGUCUACCAGCAGUAGUGCUUCAAGUUUACGUGAAAAUCGCCGACACAGGAAGAAGGCGCGUAGCAAAAAGCUGGAUGAAGUGGAACGAUUGGCCGAAAUGGAACGUCAACGGAGACAGAAGGAGGCCGAGCAAAAGAUAAUCGAAGAAGAAGCGGCCAAGCGAAUUGAACUGCUCGUUAAGCGUCGCGUAGAAGAGGAAUUGGAGAAACGCAAGGAAGAAAUCGAUUUGGAAGUGAAUCGUCGUGUUGAAGCGGCGAAGAAGCAAAUGGAACGCGAAAUGAUGCAAGAAUUGGAGAAGCGGCGCGAACAAAUUCGCGAAGAAGAACAAAAACGCGAGGAAGAAGAGCGGAAAAAGCGCGAAGAGCUUGAAUUAAUUUUGGCUGAAAAUAAUAGGAAAAUCGAAGAAGCACAAAAGAAACUGGCCGAGGAACGUUUAGCAAUCAUUGAAGAGCAACGACAAAUGGACGAAGAGCGUCAAAGAAUGCGUAAGGAACAAGAGAAGCGUGUAAAGGAAGAGCAAAAAAUGAUUUUAGGGAAAAAUAAUUCACGACCAAAACUUUCGUUUUCUUUGAAGCCAGGUGUUUCGUGAGCUUGCGCCUCGAGCGUGCUCCCGAAAAUGAAAACAGUUGCCCUGGCAUUCUCAUAUGAAUCGCUAUUAUUUGUAGCUUAAUUUUUUUAACAGAAAAAAUGAUAUUUUCCUUUUUAGGAUUUGUACCGAUUAAUAGAUUUUCCUAUUGUACAUAUACUUUUGUUCUCUGUGAAGAGCAGAAAAACUAGUGCUUGAAGAUGCGCUCGCUUUCUAGCGGCAGUGGCGUGAUGCAGUGUGAGUACACACUUAGACACCUCGCUCGGGGCAAACAUUCAAUCACUUUCAACCCACGCGUAGAAGUGGAACAUGGAAUCAACAACUCCCAACUAGGAUUCCGCACUUGAUGCGCUGAAAAAUGAAUGUUUGUUCUCUGGUAUCGAAUUAAUUGAAAUAAUUUCUACGUUUAAACAAUAUUAUGAAAUGGUUCGAUCAUUUUUACUUGCACGAUCGAUGCGUACUGGUUCGCGAAAUUAUUUACCGCGCUGAAUUGCACUAUACCUGCUCCUUCUCUUUAGUUUAAUUUAACCAAAUUAGUAAAAUAUUACUGAUUGAUCAAUGCUUUUUUGGACUGCUCGUAUUCUUCCAAGCAAUCGCAAAGAAAAUGAGUUUGAUAUCAGGAUGCGGUUGACGCAUAUCUGUGUGUAAGAGGAGCGUAGAUAAUAAGGAUAUUUUAUUUCAUUUAAUUACAAUUAUAAUAGUUCUUAGCCAAUAAGUUAUUUUUUAUCUAAAUAAAAUAAUCAUCGAUAAGAGUAA